UCGCUCGCGCCCGCGCCCGCCCGCUGCAGCCCGGGACCCCGCGCCCGCCCGCCCGCCGCGCCCUCGCUCGCCAGCCCGGGCCGCAGGGCCGCGAGUGCGGGCUCCGCCAUGCGGGCUGAGCUCUGGCUCCUGGCGCUGCUGCUCCGGGGGGCGGCCCGGGCGCUGAGCCCCCAGCCCCGCGCAGGUCAGGAUGCAGCCCAAGGCCCUGGAUGGACUGCCACGGGGACCACGGGGGUCUGGAGCCGGAGAGCCCGCGAGAUCCCUGGGCAGGACUCGGAGCCAGACAGGACCCAGCUGACCAUGGAUCUGGAAGGAAGCACCCUGGCCAUCGAUACUCUGCCGGACAACGAGACCAGGGUGGUGGAAGACAACCACAACUACUACGUGUCCCGUCUCUACGGCCCCAGGGAGCCCCGCAGCCGGGAGCUGUGGGUGGACAUGGCCGCGGCCAACCGGAGCCAUGUGAAGAUUCACAGAAUCCUCUCGAACUCUCACUGGCAGGCCUCGAGAGUGGUCUUGUCCUUUGAUUUCCCCUUCUAUGGGCACCCUCUGAGGCAGAUCACCAUAGCAACCGGAGGCUUCAUCUUCAUGGGGGACAUCAUCCACCGGAUGCUCACGGCCACUCAGUACGUGGCCCCUCUGAUGGCCAAUUUCAACCCCGGCUACUCAGACAACUCCACGGUCGCCUACUUUGACAACGGAACUGUCUUUAUCGUCCAGUGGGACCACGUGUACCUCCAUGGCCGGGAGGACAGGGGCAGCUUCACCUUCCAGGCAGCCCUGCACCGGGACGGCCGCAUUGUGUUCGGCUACAAAGAGAUCCCUAUGUCUGUCCUGGAGAUCAGCUCGUCCCAGCACCCGGUCAAGACAGGCCUCUCAGACGCCUUCAUGCUUCUCAACCCUGCCCCUGGCGUGCCAGAGUCUCGGCGGAGAACCAUCUUUGAGUAUCACCGUGUGGAGCUGGACCCCAGCAAGGUGACCAGCAUAUCGGCUGUGGAGUUCACCCCGUUGCCGACCUGUUUGCAGCAUCGGAGCUGUGACGCCUGCCUGUCCUCCGACCUCACCUUCAACUGCAGCUGGUGCCACGUCCUGCAAAGGUGCUCCAGUGGCUUUGACCGCUACCGCCAGGAGUGGCUGGCCUACAGCUGUGCCCAGGAGGCCGAGGGCAGGACGUGUGAGGACUUCCAGGACGAGGACCAUUACUCGUCCUCCCCCGACAGCUCCCUCAGCCCCUCAGACAGAGACCUCAGCACCACCUCCUCCUCUCUCUCCAUGGACAGCCUCACCACCGAAGAUGACACCAAGUUGAAUCCCUAUGCAGGGGGAGAUGGCCUCCAGAACAACCUGGCCCCCAAAACCGAGGGUGCCCCUGUGCACCUGGGCAUCAUCGUGGGCAUCCUGCUGGCAGUGCUCCUCGUGGCAGCCCUCAUCCUGGUGGGGAUCUACAUCAACAGCCACCCCACCUCCAACGCCGCGCUCUUCUUCAUCGAGCGGAGACCCCACCACUGGCCGGCCAUGAAGUUCCGCAAUCACCCCAACCUCUCCACCUACACGGAGGUCGAGCCCGUGGGCCACGAGAAGGAGGGGUUCGUGGAGGCCGAGCAGUGCUGAGUGUCGGGCUCCCCACAGAGGGAAGGAAGGAAGGAAGGAAGACCCGGGACCUCCCCCUCCCCCCCGAAAGAGAUAAGUCCACGCAUAGCAGCCCCUGAGUGACCUGGCUGGAGAGCUGUGUGGAGCCAGAGCUGCAGCGGGCCUGACCAGGGUUAGGAAGAGCAGUUCAAUCUCAUCCUGCUAGGAGGCCCGGGCGCCCCCCUUCAGGGUCUCUCACAAGCGAGUCUGUGGUUGCCCGGUGCCUCCUCCUGCCCGGCACUCUCCGGAGCCUGAAAAACCCCAGCCUGUGACCCUUGGGAACGGACGGCCAGCUUGGGGCUGCUGCUUCCCAAGCUCCCCAGAAGUGUCCUCACGGCCGGUGAUGGGUGUGUUCACCGCAGCUGCUGGAGAGGGACCCGCUCCGUGUGCUGACAGCGUGUCCCAGAGCAGGAGAGAAGGGCCCAGGAACUGCAGCUCUUGGCGUGGCCCCUCAGCAUGGCUCCUGCUGAGAACCAGAACUAGUGCAUCGACUAACUGCGCACAUAGGCACUUCCUGGCUUCCUGGAGAGCUGGGCGGCACACAACCUAUCCUGGUGUACAACCCACCCGGUGCACAGCCUGUCCUGGUGUACGAAGCGCCGGGUGUACAGCCCAUCCCGGGGUACAACCUACCCAAUGUACAGACCAUCCUGGUGUACACUGCACCUGGUGUACAGAUUGUCCUGGUGUACAACCUACAUGGUGUACAGCCUGCCCCAUUGUAUAGCCUGUCCCAGCAUACAGCCUGUCCCAUUGUAUAGCCUGUACUGGUGUACAUCCUGUACUGGUGAACAGCCCCUCCUGGUGGACAGCCUGUCCUGGUGUACAGCCUGUCCUGAUGUACACACCUGUCCUAGUGUACAGCCUGUCCUGGCGUACAGCCUGUCCUGGAGUACAGCCUGUCCUGGUGUACAGCCUGUCCUGGUGUACAGCCUGUCCUGAUGUACACACCUGUCCUAGUGUACAGCCUAUCCUGGCGUACAGCCUGUCCGGGAGUACAGUCUGUCCUGGUGUACAGCCUGUCCUGGUGUAUAGCCUGUCCUGAUGUACACACCUGUCCUGGUGUACAGCCUGACCUGGAGUACAGCCUGUCCUGGCAUACAGCCUGUCCUGGUGUACAGCCUGUCCUGGUGUACAGCCUGUCCCGGAGUACAGCCUGUCCUGGCAUACAGCCUAUCCUGGCGUACAGCCUGUCCGGGAGUACAGUCUGUCCUGGUGUACAGCCUGUCCUGGAGUACAGCCUGUCCUGGAGUACAGCCUGUCCUGAUGUACAUGCUUGUCCUGGCACCCACAAGUUCCUUCAUGCCCAGGUCCCCAUUUUCUCACUGAUCUCACCUGCUGCCAGGUCUGUGUCCCCCUCUGAGCUGUGUCUGGAGACCCUCUCGAGACAGGGUAGCCAGAGCCCAUCUCUCAGCAUUUUUAGCAGGGCUGGUGGGCAAGCGGAAGCGGGCGUAGGAAGGAGUGACGUCCUAUGGAAAAGCUUAGCUGGGCUCCGGGCUUCUGUCCCCCCAGCUCCUGUCUCCUCGCUUCCAUCUCCCCCACUCUCCCAGAAGCUUGUGGGGUGGGUGAGGAGAGGUUUAGCUCCUGAUCUUAGCCUGGCUUGAAGAAAGCCUGCCCCCCAGAGCACCACAGAGUGGGAGCUGCAUCUGAAGAUGAUCUAAAAUGAACAUUCCUGUAACUCCCACGCCUUCAAAGACACAGCAGCAGCAAAUAAACAGUGGGUCCGGCUUUGCUCCGUCCUGUCCCGGCAGCAGCAGAAGGCCCAGUGAUUGUUUUGCAGCAUCAGGGAUGGAACCCGCGCUGGGCACGGGCUCUACCUCGGAGCCGCGUCCCUGGCCCCGGAAGUUAGUGCUUGGCCCCCAAAUGCAGGGGUGGGGGCUGCAGAGCCAGGACCCAUCCCUACACUGGAGCUGCAUUCUCCAGCCACUUGGGGAUUUUCCUGGGGGAAGGACAGCCUGACCACCAGAGCUGGUCAUAAGCUGGACCUGCAGAGGCCUCCUGAACCAGGCCAGGAAGGUCUGUGGGGAGGGUCAGAAUUUGAAACUGCAGCCGAGCAGCUGGGAGCAUUCAGGUUUCCGGAGGCCGGAAGGGCGGGGCGGCCGUUUGCCCUGCUCACCAGAGAGCAGCAGUGGCGCGGCCUCCCCGGCCCAGCUGGCCUGCCCGCAGGACAGGGCUUUUGUGUUCUUGCCAGAUCAGCAGAGCAGCUCGACCUUGUGUCACAGACGGCCAGUAGGUCUGUUCCCCCGGGAGCCAGUCUCCCUCGACCCUCUGAACUCCAAUAUGCAUCUUCCCUCGGGGAGGGCUGCCUCCCCCCCCCCCACUGCCAACCCCUUUCUGGAUUCCUGAAGGACGUACCCAGGCAGUGAGCUCUAGGGGGCAGGAAAGUUUGGGAGGGCCUUGGCCCGCUGGGUUCACCGGUGCUGAGGGAAGGGGGUGGCCUGCUGCGCUUACAGCAGAAUGAAUACGGGGUGUUGCUAAGAUAGGGCCCCUGGAUGGUGAGAGUGUCUGGAUUUCUCGGGUCCGCACACUCCCACAACUCUCCCAGGCCCGUCACCUUGCUGGACCACUGCCAGGUUCAUCUGCACAGUUGUCGCCUCAUCUCUGGAGAGAAGCACCACUUCUUUAGAGCAGGUUCGAGAACUGGAAGGAGAUGGGGCUGCACUGGGCUCCAUCAGCCACCUUGGGCAUGUGUCCAACCUCCCCCCCACACACACCGCCCCCGGCCACUGGGCCCUUCGGGCAUGCACAAUCUCCUAGGGAAGCAGCUAGGAUGCUCUGGGGAUGAAGGGGGUCUUUGGACCAGCCACAGUGACCCCACUGCGGGAUAGGCAGGGGCGGUGCAGACAAGCACGUGCCUGUGUCAGCCUCAGCCUAGACUUGCAUUGUGCCCAAGUCUCAGCACGGCCGGUUCAUGCUGCAGCUCUUACGAGAAGCUUUGAGAAAAGGGGACUGGAAGUAGGGGAGUAGCGGCAGAGCGCAUGGGGAUCCCUGGGUCAGGCUCGGAGCAGUUUCCUCCUCCUUUCACUGGCAGCUCUGACCGUUGACCCGCUAGGACCACUUCCCGAGUGCGAACAAGCCCAGCCAUCACCACCGGCACCCAGGAAGCUGGAGGAAGAGCUCCCAUGGUUCCCCAGCCUCUCACUGGCCACCCCCCUGCCCCGAAUCAUCAGGGCCACUCACCCAUUCCUGUGGACACCUAAGUGGGAGGCCCCUUCUUCAGAGCUGGACCUGAGAUUGAAAACGUUCUUCUGUCCCUUUCAGAGGUUCCUGGCAGGACCGUAGAAACAGUCAUUGUGUUUCCUGUGUUGGAGCUGGACUCCUUGUGUGAGUGUGUGUGUACGGAGGUAAAUGUACACACACACAAUAGAGGUUCUGCGUAUGCACACACACAUAAGUGCACAUAUAUGGAUAUGCGCAACAGUUAGAUGCAUGCA
Molecule: messenger RNA, 5063 nt
Organism: Sorex araneus (European shrew)
Lineage: Eukaryota; Metazoa; Chordata; Mammalia; Eulipotyphla; Soricidae
Gene: PLXDC1
Product: plexin domain containing 1
Exons: 14
Coding region: 109-1611 (500 amino acids)
Source: RefSeq, a predicted model, not a curated record